AUGAAGAAAGUGUAUUCCGCAAAGACAGACACGGAAUUUCCGGACAUUUGGCUCAUAUUCAAGGGCGCCAAAGUCAGGCCUGUGUCGUUCCGAUUUGUGCACAACCUUAUUGGGUACCUUGAGCUAAUGCUUGAGACCAAGUCGCCGCCAUCCGAGGUAGCAGCCAUGUCACUGCGCAGCUCGAGUCUCAGCUCCAGGGCUGUUCAGGGUCGUGAGUGGCGCUAUGGUGUGUUUGGUCACAUCUCGGAGGCCGACGAAGGCGAUCACGAGGAUGAGCUGCGAUUGUUGAGCCAUAUGCAGACCGGUAGCGGGCAAUUAAUUCCUGCUCUGUAUGUAAGUCUGAUACCAAAAGGAUUGUCCAACUUGGCCAUUCUGCUGCUAUUGGAUAAUAGAAAGAACAUUUCCAUCUACCCGGGCCUGGAGCGCACAACAGGACACACUGCUCAUAAUAGGACUGAUAAUGGCAGCGACGAUAGCCUGUCACGUAAUACGCAAGGUUGGCGACGUUCGGUCCAGAGUCUCAGCUAUUCAUGCACCGAGAUAGCCUAUCAUCGGACGAACGACUUGCAGUCUCGUAUUGCUCCAGAUGGAUGGCUGCAAGAUUCGCACGAAGCACGGGUGGCGAUACGCACCGGCGGAGGAAGCUCCGCGCGGCCAGCGAGCAGUGGAUUCCUGCUCGGCGACGAGGACCGUGAUAACGUCGGUGCUGGGAGUUCUGGCAGCGGUGACGCGGACCUGCGGAGGCUUGCCGCAGAGCUGUGCCGCGAGAGCCCCGCCUCGAGCUCCUUCCAGUCGUACCUCAGGCCGUCGCUCGUGGUGCUUUCGGGCCUCUCCGCCGUGCUGAAGCGAUCCAGGGUCGCGAAGGAUGCCGACCUGCCUGACCUGCUCGCGAGCGAUUUCCGUAUCAUUGCUGUCCUAGUGGACUCGGCUUCUAUGUCGAGGUCCUCCGCGGUCAUCUUCCGCUUUUUGCUGAACUUGUCUAUAGGGUCUAUUGGGAAGCCCGGGUCUCGCCGUCGUUCCUCAUCGAGUUGUUUCUUGAGGAGUCGUCGUUUUGAGAAGGAAAUAACAACUAAUGCGGUGCAGGCCCCAAGCGUCAGGAGGGCGGCUACGGCUGCGAGUAUUAUCCAGAUCCGGGUUGAGUCUGUGGUGGAUGUGCUUGUGUUGGAAUCUGACGUGGAGUCGCGAGCUGCGAGAGUGAAAGGGACUAGAGGCAUUGUGGGGUCUCAGCUCAGCUCGCAGGAGCGUCGAUCUUCUAUGCCCGUCCCCGUUCCCGUCUCCCCACAGAGCAACGUUGAGAGUGUGCCUAGCAGCUCAGACCACGGGGCGAAGCAAAAGAAUAAUUGA
Molecule: messenger RNA, 1344 nt
Organism: Diaporthe amygdali
Lineage: Eukaryota; Fungi; Ascomycota; Sordariomycetes; Diaporthales; Diaporthaceae
Exons: 10
Coding region: 1-1344 (447 amino acids)
Source: RefSeq, a predicted model, not a curated record